Molecule: messenger RNA, 546 nt
Organism: Pseudozyma hubeiensis SY62
Lineage: Eukaryota; Fungi; Basidiomycota; Ustilaginomycetes; Ustilaginales; Ustilaginaceae
Exons: 2
Coding region: 1-546 (181 amino acids)
Source: RefSeq, a predicted model, not a curated record
AUGAUCGAAGGCACUGACAUCAACGACAAGACGGCGGCGCAAGCAUGGCAAUCCAGGAAGUCUUCCUAUCCGAAUCUAGACGUGCUCAUCCAGCCAGACGAGUACAUGCUCGCUCGUCUACCACCGACUUCCUCAAUACCACAGCCGAUACUCGAGCUUCUGUCAGCACCCACCGGCUCUUCCAAAAAAUCGUUUUUCUGCACAGUCUCACGAACUCAAAACGAGCUCAGCAUCCUCGUCUCGACAGCAGCAGAGCGAAGCUGGUCGGUUCUCAAAGCGGAGCUUGCGCCUGGCGAUGGAAAAGGAGAGGAUGAUGGCUACGGAGUGGAUGGACCGUGGAGAGCAUUCCGAAUCAGGGGCCCGAUGCAGUUUCAUCUGGUAGGCGUACUUCUUGAGUUCAGCAAGUGCCUGGCGCAGCGCGACAUCUCUAUCUUUGCCGUUUCGACGUGGAACACGGACUACAUCUGCGUCAAACAGAAUGACUUUGAGAAUGCAUGUAAGGCCCUCACGGAGGACGGAUGGAACGUUGUCGGCCAAGAUGAGUAG